Messenger RNA from Microplitis mediator, 2064 nucleotides. RefSeq lists its product as uncharacterized. The transcript is spliced from 6 exons. Lineage: Eukaryota; Metazoa; Arthropoda; Insecta; Hymenoptera; Braconidae. Bases 1161 to 1760 code for a protein of 199 amino acids. The record is from RefSeq and is a predicted model, not a curated record.
AUAUCUCAUAUAAUUUGCAACGUGCGUGACGUCAGAUAGGGCUCAGAACGAUACCGUAUAGGUCUCAGAGCUAUCAAACGUAUUGUUGUCAGAACGAUACAGUAGAUCGUUGCAGUAACAAUCUAGUAGAUAAGUAAUGCGUAUUGUUACUGUAACUAUACAGUAUACUUCUCAGAACUAUAUUUUUUUCUCCGUAUAUUAAAAAAUGUUUUUCACUCACAAUUUGAAUUAUGAAAAAAAAGUAGUUACGAGGUUUAUCCAGAAAGGGGACGGGAUAUCAAAUUGGAGAUAAAAAUUUUUCACUGAACUUUAUUAUUUUUUUUAAUUUUAAAUAUUCAUAAUAAGUUAAAAAAAGGGUGUAGAAAUGUUUUUGUAUGAGACAAAUUGUCAACGAGGAAGAACCGUCAGUAAAGCACCCCUAGCGCUUUCGCGCUUGAGGUGUGCAAAAUACUUACUAAUGUUCGGAAUCUGGAUAUUAAUGAGGAUUAAUGAGAAAAAUAAUUCUGUGUAGAGCAUGAUAACACUAGAAACAAGUUAAGACUUGGUUUGAGAUAAAUAUUAUACUAUGUGAAAAAUUAUGAACAGUUAAAAAAUAAUUAUUUUCUCAAAUUUUUAUUUUAUUCAACUGCAGAACUAAGUACCCAUAAAAGCUUUAGUUUAUAGGAAUUCAUAAAAUCGGUUGAAUUAUCUAGGAGAUACCGUUAAGAAUAAAAUUUAUUCAAAUUUCAUUUGCCAAGAUGAAGCUUACGGAACCACAAGUUAAAAGAGUAUACAGUAGUUAUUAUACGACUGAUGUUUAAGAAAAUAUAAUUAUAUAAACGGAACUCACCCAAAGCACAUCUGAAAUGGUUGGUGACUUGUGGUCGAAUGCGGAAUUGCGGAAUCGGGAGCAGGAGCAGUGCUGCACAGGCAACGGUGGCAAUGCUCAUGAAGCGACGAAGGCUUGGUGUUGUGGUCCCACCGUAAGAGAAUGGACCUCGGAAAUCGCACCCACUACCGUACCUUGAUAAACUGCGCAUGCGCAGUGAAAAGCGGGAAAAUAUUUAAACAUCCAGAGUGGGAUUCAAAACCGACGAUGCCCGAAGUCAAAUCUCAACAAUUACACGAUAAAGUGCUACGUUAUUUUAAAUAAUAACAGUGAUUAAAAACAAUCAAACAAGAUGACUGCGGGUUUUGAAGAUCCGUAUGUAACAUGUCCACUGGACGAGGUCCACAGGAUUAGAAAAAGUCGUGUGCAGUAUCAUUUAAUUAAAUGCUUGAAGAAUCAUAAAUUGACGGACAAGAUAAAAUGCCCGUUUAAUCCAUUGCAUAUUAUUUAUCCAAAUGAAAUAGCGCUUUACAUGCUUGUUUGUGAAAGCAAAGCAAGUGUUGAUUUGCAAAUGUAUGAUAGAAAUGAUAAAAAGUGUUUCUCGGGAAUAAUAUCUGAACAAGAUGCAAUGGCUCAACUCGAAGCAGCUCUCGGUCCGUCAAGUAAUGAAGUUGAAAACAACCAUACUAUCGAUAAAGCAGGUUAUGAUCCUGUAGAGGCGAACCUGGAUAAUCCCGUGUCAUCGAUUAACUCAUCACUGUACGAUCUCAUUCCAUUUGACUCCAUCAGUCUCCCCUUCAUGGGCAUAUCCGCAGAUGACGGAAUCGUACAAGUCGACUCGGAAGUUUUCAUGGGUUUCAUGGGAGUUGAGCCAAGGACUUUGGAGACGCGUGAUACGUGGGUCAUAAACCAGGCCAAUGGGACUCGAAGGGAAAAAAGACCGUGGAAUUGAGGAUCAGAGUGCCGAAUAUUGUUUUGUAAUGGACUCUAGGCAAUGUUCAUGUUUACGAGCUGUCGUCUGUAGGCUGUUGAGCUCUUUCACGUUUGUUCAUUCUGUCUAUUUCAUAAUUCAAACCACAAAAUGAGUAUUUCUGUGAGUGGUUGGAUAAAUUGAUGAGUACAUAAACGAAAAACUAUAUUUCGUUCUACUAUAAAGUAUCCAGUAAAUAUAAAAAAUAUUAUAGCAUUUAGGGAAAAUAAAAAAUAGUAAUAAAGAAAAUAUAUAUAAGUAAAUAAAAGAAAAUGAUGAACAAAUU